AUGAAUACACAUCCAGAUACAGCACGAUUUGGAGCAUAAUAAAUUGAUUUUCAAAUGCUUAAAGGAAGAUCCUCUAUUCCUUCAUUAAAAUAACAAUUAUAAAUGCAAAAUGAGGAUAAUUAAUUUCAAAUAACAAAUAGUGAAAAAUUAAAUAAGAAAAAGUAAAGUAAUAUACGAUUAGAAAAAACUGAAUUUAUUUUAAUUCAAGAAGAUCAAGUUAAAGAUUAGAAUUAGCAUUCACAAUAAGAUACUAAUUAUAAAUGUGCUCAAUCAUCUCAUUAAGAGCCUAUAAUGUUAGUUGUACUUGAUUCAAAUUUAAAACACAGCGAAAGACUCUUAUGUUCUAAAUGUAUAGACAAUUUAGAGACAAAUUCUAAAACUCUUGGAUUAUAAAAAGCAAUGGUGCAAAUAUAAGACAUUUAUGAAAAGAAAAGGGAAUUUCGAGAUAUUAUUUGUUAUAAAGAUUGCAUAGAACUUGGGGAAUUGAAAAACAACUUUAUUAAGUUAAAAAGCCUUCUAAACAUAACCUUAGAUGAAAUGAUUGAUAAUACAGAGAUGUAGAUUAGAGAUUUGGAAAAUUAUAAAUCUUAAGGCUAUAUAUUUGAUCAUGAAAUAGAUUGGCUAAUUAAAUAUGAAUAAAAAGUUGAAAUGGAUUAUAUUGUUGAAGAAAUAAAACCUUUAAAUACAAGAUUUAUUAAAAAAUUGUAAAAAAAAUUAGAAUAGUUUUCCUAAUUUGCAGAAUAUUCAAGCUGUUAAAAAAUAUUAAAGAAUUUAAUGCAUGAGAACAUAAGCGAAGAAAAGGAUAAAGAUAAAUAAUAAAAUAAAAAAAAGAAUUUACACAAUUCAAAUCUUUAAAGAAAUAUGAAUUAAGAAAAAUGGCAAUCAAAUUGUAAGAGGUAUUGA
Paramecium sonneborni is the source of this 903-nucleotide messenger RNA. The record is from the annotation of a GenBank genome assembly. Lineage: Eukaryota; Ciliophora; Oligohymenophorea; Peniculida; Parameciidae.